GCCGCUUUUAUAAAGAAAGGCGUUUUGGGAGCUCGCAUUCCUCAAGAAACGUCUCGGUUGAUCAUCCUCUUCGUCAAGGUUGGCUGUUCCCCCGCAGCAAGCGUUGUUGAUCCCGAUACUUGACCAGGCCGCCAGAAUGUUUUCUCGCAACACAGCACAGGCACUGCGGUCUUCCAUGCGGUCGUGCUCCGGCUGCUCGGCCUCCCUGUUUCCGCUCGCACUGCAACCGCUCUCGUUCCGGCUUCUCAGCACAUCCGUACCGAGGCUCAAGGUGUCGAAAGUCUGGGACAGCGCGGACGAGGCGGUUAAGGAUAUUAAGGCCGGCUCGGUGGUCCUCAGCAGCGGCUUCGGGCUCUGCGGUACGCCGGACACGCUCAUUGCAGCCAUUUCACGAAAUCGGGAUAUUCAAAAUUUGACUUGCGUCAGCAACAAUGCAGGCGUAGGCGAGAGAGGCUUGGGAAAGCUCUUACACACGCGGCAGGUGUCUAAGAUGGUUUCCUCAUUCAUUGGGUCUAACAAGUACUUUGAACAGCAAUUCCUCAGCGGUCAGGUAUCUCUGCAACUAACACCACAAGGCAGUCUUGUCGAAAAGUGCCGUGCCGGCGCAUUCGGAAUUCCAGCGUUCUACACGCCGACUGGCUACGGAACAGCAGUCCAGACUGGCGAGUUGCCAGUGCGUUACGAGAAGAACACGGACGAGACGGCCAAGCCGAAAAUCAUCGAGAUGAGCAAACCCAAAGAGGUCCGGGAAUUCAACGGCAGAGGGUACAUUCUCGAGGAGUCCAUCUUUGCUGACGUUGCCAUUGUGCACGCGUGGAAAGCCGAUGAAAUGGGAAACUGUGUUUUCAGAUAUGCUGCUGGAAACUUUGGCCCAGCAUUCGCCAAGAACGCCAAAUUGACUAUCAUCGAAGCGGAGGAGAUCGUACCUACCGGGACCCUUGAUCCUAACCAUAUUCACCUACCAUCAAUCUUUGUCGACCGCAUUGUCAAAGCAGCUCACGAGAAGCAGAUCGAAGUUGUCACUCUCGCAGAGAAGCAAGGGGAGCCUACUGCUUCCAGCAGUGGAGGCGACAGCACCAAAGACAUCGCUCGCCACAGACGCGAGCUGAUUGCGCGCCGUGCAGCGAAAGAGCUCAACAAUGGUGAUUACGUUAAUCUCGGCGUGGGUAUGCCAACGCUCGUGCCCUCGUUCGUGCCGGAUGGUGUCGACAUUGUCCUUCAUUCCGAAAAUGGUAUCCUCGGCAUGGGUCCUUACCCAACGAAAGAGACUCUGGACGCGGAUAUCGUCAAUGCUGGAAAGGAAACGGUCACUCUCCUCCCUGGUGCUGCAACAUUUGAGAGCUCGGAGAGCUUCGGAAUGAUCAGGGGGGGGCAUGUGGACGUGACCAUGCUCGGUGCGCUGGAGGUCGACGCAUUCGGAAACCUUGCGAACUUCAUGAUUCCAUCUCGGCUCGUUAAGGGAAUGGGAGGUGCAAUGGACCUUGUUUCCAGUCCCGACCACACGAAAGUCGUCGUCCUAACCGACCACACAGACAAGAAUGGCAAGCCCAAGAUUGUUCAAGAUUGCAAGCUUCCUCUCACUGGCGCACGCUGUGUCAGCCGCAUCAUCACCGAGCUCGCGGUUUUUGACGUCGACCGCAAGAAUGGUGGUCUCACGCUGAUUGAGCUGAUGAGUGAUGCGACGCUAGAGGAUGUGAAGGCCAAGACGGACGCAGAAUUCAAUGUCGCUCUGUGAAAGAACCCAUAAAUGAAUGUUCAACGCGACUGGCUAGCCUUGUGAGAUUGGCGUUCUGUUGGCGCUGUACAUUCUUGUGUGCGAGUAUGUACCAGAAGUAGAAAAUGGAGAAAAGACCGCA
This is a messenger RNA of Tilletiaria anomala UBC 951, 1856 nucleotides long. Its product is annotated as 3-oxoacid CoA-transferase. NCBI's taxonomy places the organism in Eukaryota, Fungi, Basidiomycota, Exobasidiomycetes, Georgefischeriales, Tilletiariaceae. The record is from RefSeq and is a predicted model, not a curated record. The transcript is spliced from 7 exons. Gene Ontology annotation, biological process: ketone body catabolic process. Gene Ontology annotation, molecular function: succinyl-CoA:3-oxo-acid CoA-transferase activity. The coding region runs from base 176 to 1735 and encodes 519 amino acids.